Triticum dicoccoides is the source of this 912-nucleotide messenger RNA. Its product is annotated as 60S ribosomal protein L5, mitochondrial-like. Gene Ontology annotation, molecular function: structural constituent of ribosome. Bases 208 to 675 code for a protein of 155 amino acids. Gene Ontology annotation, cellular component: ribosome. NCBI's taxonomy places the organism in Eukaryota, Viridiplantae, Streptophyta, Magnoliopsida, Poales, Poaceae. The record is from RefSeq and is a predicted model, not a curated record. Gene Ontology annotation, biological process: translation. The transcript is spliced from 2 exons.
GAAAUCAGUCGCUUCCCUUCUGGACUCAAGUCAGCAGAAGAGUGAACUUCAUAUUAAUAGGUAAAUCCUACAUCAAGCGUAAAGGAAGUACACUUUUUUUGAUUCGGCGCUUAAUAACUCGUACUUGACGUUGGUUUCGGUUCGAUCAACUAUCCUUUUUGAAGCGGAUAGUUCACAGUGCUCAUUCUCAAAAAAAGCGGAAAAGCCAUGAUGUUUCCACUCCAUUUUCAUUACGAAGAUGUAUUACGUCAGGAUCUGUUGCUCAAACUGAAUCACGCCAAUGUUAUGGAAGUUCCUGGAUUGUUUGAAAUAAGAUUAGUACCAAAAGCUGCCUCUGAUUUCAGAAUCCAAUUUGGAAAAUUGGCUAUGGAGAUUUUGUGCGGUCAGAGAUUCAUACAGACACAAAGGGGCCCCUAUUUUCAAGCAGGAAAGUCGUUUCGAUCCAAUCCAUUCUUGGGGUCCGAAAAAGACACUGGAUAUAUACGGGAAAACUCCAUCAAAUUCUUUAUGGAAACGGAGUUUUGCGAAUUCUCCCCGGAACUGGAAGAUCAUUUCGAGAUCUUCGAGCAUAUUCGAGGGUUCAAUGUGACUAUUGUCACUUCGGCCAAUACAAAAGAUGAGACUUUACUACUGUGGAGCGGCUUUUUGCUAAAAGAUGAGGGGGAAACUAAGUAAGAUGCCGGAGAAGCGACGAAAUAUACGAGAUCACAAACGUAGAUUGCUCGCGGCUAAAUAUGAAUUGAGACGAAAGCUUUCUAAUUUUGUAACCCGAUCUUCCGUCUGAUAUGCGGGACAAACAUCGUUAUAAGUUGUCCAAGUUGCCAAGAAAGAGUUCAAUGGCACGAGUAAGAAACCGAGGUAUUUUCACGGGUCGCCCUCGUUCCGCAGUUGAGUUCUUUCGCAUUUAUCGUA